AUGACGGGUCACGCAGUGGUCGUGUGGGAAUACGAAAUUAGGUCGGGCUACUGGAAGCCCUACAGCCCCGCCGUUAGCCAGCAUUUGGAGCGGGCCAAAGCCAAGCAAUUGACGCGCGUGCUGCUCUCCGACGCCGAUCCCACGCUGCUCAAUUACUUUAUCAAUCUGCGAACGCUGACUCAAGAACUGGAAGAUUCCGAUGUGAUAGUACCGGUUAGAAGGAAGUGCUAUUCUCCGAAUUCUCCGGCCGGAAAAGGGGCCAGAUGGGAAUGUAAUGGAUCGGAACACAGCCAAGAGUGGCAUCCUUUCGAUAUGGAUAUACAGUGUUUAAUCGAAGAAGCAUGGGCGAAGGGUGACCAAAUGUUGGAUAUGAGCAAGACUCAUUUAGGAUUUCCGUAUUUAAUAAAUUUUAGUAAUCUAACGCAAAAAUGGAUGACUAACGGGUACGUGCGAAACGUCAGAAGAAUCAAGCAGGCGCCCUAUCCUUUAGUCAAAGUGAAAUUGGAGGAAUUAGCUCCGGUGACUGGGCGCAGGCAUACCAACAGCAGGAACUCCUGCAGAACGCCCAACACGAAUACCAACUCGCACUGCGCCAAAGUCAUAGGAAGCAGCGCCAUUUUGAACCAAUCGGACGCCAACAAGAAAUCCACGAGCAAGAAAAAAACCAACGGCAAAUCGAAAUCGACCAACGAUUCGACCCCAGCCAAUCUAGCCCGGCAAAUACUGAAUAACCUCAACAUAUUCGGCCACAAAUCCAGCGCGACGCCCUUGUUCAAUUGCACGGAAAACAAAACUCUCUUGGACGCCGACAGCAGCAGCACCAAAUCCGGCCGAAGGCCCAGCCUCGACACCGUCUCGACUUAUUUGAGCCAGGAGAGCAGAGACAGCCAAGCGACCGCCUCCACCGCCGAUCUGAUCAACUGCAACGCCAGCGACGACGGCGCCGUCGACGAUUUACCUUCGAUAGUCGGCCUGGAUCCGGCCAGCGCUUCGAUAUCGCGCUUCGUGCGAUUGUCGAAGCCCAGCGAAUGGGCCCCCAGGCAACCGUGUCCGGUGUGCAGGCAGCAACUGAGGCCCGAGACGGCGGUGAUUGCCCUGCCGUGUACGCACGUCUUGCAUUUGGAUUGCUUGAAUUACGCGCUGACCGAGCAGCAAGAGGCCGGGGCGCAUUUGCACAUCCAAUGCGCCGUCUGCGGGUGCGUGUACGGCGAGAAGCACGGCAACCAGCCGCCCGGCACGAUGGAGUGGAAGAGGAUCGAUAGGAGUUUGCCCGGCCAUCCGGGGUGUAGGACAAUUCAAAUAAUUUACAAUAUUCAAUCGGGUAUACAAACUCCGGAUCAUCCGAAUCCGGGUAGGGAGUACUACGCCGUGGGUUUUCCUCGGUACGCUUAUCUUCCGGAUAACCCGGGUGGUAGGAAAGUGUUGAGGUUGUUGCACGCGGCGUGGCAGAGGAAGCUGAUAUUCACGGUGAGUAAAUCCCAUACGACGGGGUGCGAAGACGUCGUCUCGUGGAACAUUCCGCAUAAGACUGAAGUGGGACCGAGCAUGAAUACGUACAGUUACCCCGAUCCGGCGUAUUUGAAUAACGUCAUUAGAGAAUUGGAGGCGUUGGGGGUGGUGGAGGAGAACGUGUCUAGGAGUUAG
Molecule: messenger RNA, 1644 nt
Organism: Phyllotreta striolata
Lineage: Eukaryota; Metazoa; Arthropoda; Insecta; Coleoptera; Chrysomelidae
Source: the annotation of a GenBank genome assembly